UACAAAUGUUCCCUUUCCAAUUGAAUGGGUCAUACGGUUGUUAAGAAGCAUGUCCGUCGAACGACAAAAGAAGGCAGCGCUGCGCAAGAACACAAGUUGGAACGUUAAAGAAACGCCAGCCAGAAUGAGUAAUGCCGUGUGGAAUCCAUCAUGCAGUGACUAUUUAGGCUCUGCCUCACGUACAAGUGCUUUUCCUCGUUUCUCCUUUGAUAAUUUCUUGAAGGCAGCUGUUACAUCUGUUGCUGACACGUCGAAACGACAGCAAUUCACAGCCAUGGAUCGUUGCUAGCUUGUUGUUAAGGUGGGCUGGUCUUCCCAUCGGUAGUUGCAGACAAGGAUGGCUGAAUCAGAAAUUCGAUAUACUAAGAUAGAUGGACUCACUUGGGUUCGCAGAAAGUUCAGGGAACUGUGGCCACGACGUUCGGCGAAUUCGACGCAAAGAUCUUAUUUGGAAUUCAUCAAGGGAUUCCAAAGGAAGGAAUGUAUCAAGUUCGUCCCAGAGACCGCUGUGGGAGACGCUAGCGACAUCUGUCUCUGCGGGCUGAAGCAAGCAGAGACGUAGCUUUCCCUGAAGUUCGUGCAUCCCCUCCUCCUGUGUAUAUUGAAGGUUCUCGAGCUACCUCGGCCUUUGUCGUGCCGCCGGGGUCGAGCGGGAACAGGGCGGAUCCUUCCGUGGAGGCCUACCCGAAAUCCCGACGGGAUUCCUUCGUGGAAGUCUCGUGGAAUCCCCAGGACCACAUCAAAACGUUGCCGACAGAUUCCUACGGGAAACUGAGCUUCGACAAUGAGAGUUUUGACUCCAUGGAACCCGUCCACUACCUGAGACUCUCCGACGACUCCCAAAUCUCCUACGUGAAGGAAGGCUCGGAGCCCGAAGUCCUGAGGCUCCUGAGGAAGUACUGGAGCAUCCUGGAGCCUCACUGGCCCAACUUAGUCAUCUCGAUCACGGGGGACACGCUGGCCUCCGGAAUCGACGCCUUCAAGAGGGAGAAACUCCUCUCGGUGUUGAUCAAGGCUGUGAAAUCGACCAACGCGUGCCUGGUCACUGAUGGUCUGGAUGUAGGAUACACUCGCCUCGUCGGCAAAGUCGUUUCCAAAGCGCAGUUCCUGCAUGAUAUCCGUGGACAGACAGUGCCAGAAAUCAAGUGCAUUGGGAUUGUUCCAUUCGGCCGAUUCAGAGGUGGCCCAGUCUCCUUCAAGAACAACGGGAGAAUACUUCACAUCAGCGACAAUGGAACCACUGAUGCACCCGGACUGAACAGGGACCACACACAUCUGCUUUUGGUCGACAACGGGUUUUGUCACGAGAAAGCUAACGCCGAUAAUUUCAGAUCCCGCCUCUUGAACGACAUCCAAGAGAAGCCCCCGAUGGGUUUCGGAAUCCCCGUCGUGGUCCUGUUGCUGGAGGGUGGGUUCCUCGCCAUCAAACAGUGCCAGAUGGCACUCCGGAGGCAGAACCCCGUCCUGGUCGUUGAGGGAACUGGGAGAGGGGCAGACCUCCUCGCAUACGCGGCCAGUCGGUAUUCGUUGCCCAUGAAAGUGGAAGGAAAAGUCUCGGUGAGGCAGAACCACACCGAGGAACAACUUCAGGACAUCCGGGCUCACGUUUCUCAGUUCCUACCUGACCUCGAUGAGGAAAAAAGUCAGGAAUGCGCCCAGGCAGUAGCUGAAUGCUGCGAAAUGGGGAAGCUGAUAACGGUGUUCAACGUCAACACUGACACCGGCAUGGAGAAGUCAAUAUUGCGAGCCCUGCUCACAGGUCGCUCGAAACUUCUUGGCCAGCUAGAGUUGGCUUUGCAAUGGGACAGAGUGGACGUUGCAGAAGAGCUGAUAUUCCCUCUGCUGCAGAACUCUGGGGGGAACGUGUCCCAGCUGAACAACAUCAUGACGAAGGCCAUCCUGGGCGAGAAGAAGGCCUUCGUGGAGUUCCUCCUGCAGGCGGGGGUCGUUAUGUCACAGUACCUGACGGUUCCUGUGCUGAGGGAACUUUACAGGGAGGGUGGAAUAAAGGAACCAGACUCCCACCUGCGAGAACUCCUGCAGAAGACUCGAGAGGCGGACAUUUACCUGUGCGACGUCCACGCCCUCCUGGAAAAACUGGUCGGGAAUCACAAAAAUAAACUUUACGAAACUGACAGCCAGGAUGUUUGGGAGAAGGAAGCCUGUUUUGAGGAUCCCUACCUGGAACUCCUGCUGUUUGCAGUGCUGAGCAGGAGAGGCAAACUGGCUUUGUAUUUGUGGAACAAAUGCAAGAAUCCCUUGAGCGCGGCCAUUGUCGCUACGUGUCUUUACCAGUCCUUGGCGGAUUCGCUGCGCGUCGAGGAGACAAACCUCCGGAAGGUGUACUUGAGCAUGAAGGACGCCUUCGAGAAGCUGGCCGUCGAGUUAUUGGACAUCUGCUUCGAGGAGGACCGCACCAAAUCCUUACAGCUGGUGGAGCAGGUGUGUCCCAGAUGGGGCAAUUUGCACCUGAUGGACCUGGCCCUCAUAGCCCGGGACAUGAGGCUGAUUUCGUCGGUCUGCUGCCAGGAGAGCGUCACUGAGAGAUGGAAGGCGAUCAAAGGGAAAUUUCAAGUGCGCCAGAUGUUCCGUGUCCUUGUGGUACUUUUACACUUCUACCUGGUUCUGAUACACUUAGUGUACAGUCCUUCCAUGUUAGAAUUACUGCUGUGUUCCUUGGUGCUCUCCGAUGCUAUAGAGAAGGCCUUUGAGGCAAUAUUUAGCAAGACUCUCAAGCUGUGGUUUUCGGCCUGGACUUUCUUUGACUUAUUCGGCCAAGUGGUUUUCUUCGCUGGAUUUCUGUUUAGGCUGAGACCGGAAACCUUUUAUAUCGGGAAAAUCCUGUAUUCCUGCUGCUCGAUGCUCUUCAGUUUCCGCCUCUUCAGGGUCUACUACAUCAGCAGCAGACUCGGACCCCUCAUUCUCAUCUUCAUCUUCAUGAUACCAAAGCUCCUGGAAUUCCUAGCCUUCUUGCUGGUCCUGCUCAUAGGAUACGGAAUCACGUCGAAGGCGCUGAUGUACCAUCCUUGCAACACCCGGAAGUCCUUCGAGAACUUUGACAGUGUCACAGAGUUCCUGGAGGACAUCAUCUUCAAUCCUUACUGGGUGAUAUUCGGCGAACUUAUGCUGGACGAGUUGCAGAGUCACUCGUACAACGUCUGCCAGAAGUUCAACUGGGACUGGUCAUGGGCCACUUCUUGUGAGACCUGCGACCCGGACGACGCCACCGUCCCGAAUUGCAGGUGCGUGAGGUCAACCCAGGCCGAGCGGAUAGCCACCAAACUCAUGUUGGCCGUUUACCUGGUCGCCGGGAACGUCCUGCUGCUGAACCUCAUCAUCGCUAUUUUCACUAACGUCUUCCAGUACGUCCAGGAAAAGAGCAGCGAGCACUGGAAGUUUGAGAUGUACCGUCUCAUCCGCGAGUACGAGACGCGACCGGGGAUUCCACCCCCCUGGGGCCUCUUUUCCUACGUCAGGAUUUUGAAGAAGAAGUUUACGCCGUGGCAGGAUGCUUCCGUUAACCCUAGUUGUGAAGAUGAAGACGAGGAACGGGACGAGGAGAGGAGCCGGGCCUCCCUGAGGAUUUUCGUCCAAAACAACGCCCAGGUGGAACCCCCCCGGCCUCAGCCCUUGCCCGAAAUCGUCGAGGUCUUCGAACGGCUAACUCGUUUAGAGGAGAACAUAUCAAACACGCUGAGCAAUGUGGAGCGAGUGUUCGCUCAUCAGGCUCUGGCAGAACGCAAGGAGAAACCGGAAGUGACUAUCACGGCGCCCUUUGAGAAGCCGUUCGAGAAACUCCUGGACCUUCCCGAGAAGAUUAGCCUCCUGGAGGAACACCUUCGGUCGUCCCAAACCAGGCUGGAAAUAGCACAAGCCCAGCACCGUCAGGAGAUCGGAAACCUUCAGGAAUUAGUGAAGAAGUUGGUCCCUUCGUCCCCCGUCAGGAAAAAAGGCUUCUCGACGACAUAGGCCUAAGGCUCCCGUUAAUCUCUUCGUCGAAGAAGAAGAAGAAGAAGAAUAAGUUAUUUACCUUGAAGAGGAUCGUUUAUUUUGUGAUAUUGAGUGGGCGUCUGCUAAUAACUUUUAGCGGACUUUGUUGUUUUCUCCUGUUUAGAGACCUAUAUACGAGUUCAAACACAUUUUAACCGUCAGUGAAUAAGUAAGGUAAGUUACUGUAAUGGAACGAGCUAUAGUCAGUGAACGAAAGAUGCAAUUUAUUUUUAUAUUUUGUAUUUGCUCAAUUUUCUGACACAGUUGCCUCAAUUUGGAUGUUGGAAUCUGCCAUAGUUUUUAACACUGAAAGCUUCACGUUGGGUCUAGAAAAGGGGGGACCCCAAUUGGUACUAGGUAUACUGCAUAAUUGACCUCUUCCUAACCACCUUUACACCGUCACUAGAUGGAUGCCUUUUGAGUUUCUUCAAACAUUCAUUUGUUUUGUUAGACUCUUCAUCGUCGUGGACAUCAUAAUUAAACUUUGCCGUCUGCAAAUAAACAAGUUUCACUCAAAUGCUUUUCCUGGUAUUAGUACUACCAUGCGCGGUAUACCUAUCGUUCACUCAUAUUUCUCGAGUACCAUUCAAUAUGGUUCAAUUUGAAAUCCGUUUGUGUAUGCUGAAUACAAUUCAAGACAACGUAUAUGAUAAGGGUUCAAUGGAAAAAUCAAAGGCUAGGAUAGGCUAUGAUAGGUUAAGGAAAUUAGGUUAUAGGCGUGUUAGGGAAGGUUAGUUCGGUAUGUAUGUAUACGCUACUACCUGCGUCCCCAUCAAAUGCAGUAUCCCCAACUAUAUUUUCGGUUUAAUAGGCAAUAUCUCUGUGGUUUUUUAAAAUCAUUUUUAAUGGAAUUUUCAGGAUAGAAAGACAGUUGCCUUAAAGGAGAAGUGAACACAGUUUGAACACAUUCCAAUUUUAUUAAAUAUAUAAAAGAUCUUUCAAAAUACCCCGGGCACUGAUUUCUUUGCACUGCAGAAGAAGGUAAAAGGUUGUGCACUUUGUUGAAGUACUGUAUCUAGAAGUGAAUUCCAAAAAGUUCUUUUCGACAUGACGGCCGAAAACACUGAAAUUGGAGUGAUUAUAACAUUAGGCACGACACCAUUACAUCUAGGUUUGAUUAUAUUUCGUCUUAAAAAAGUUACGUUGGGCAUUUGAUAAUUGUUAUUGAAGGCUUUAUUUACUAAACAAACAUUCUCUGAUGAUUACACAUAAGUUCCAGUUGACUUAAAGUAGUAGUAGUGAUAAUAAUGAUAUUAUAGUACUAGUGGUAGUAAGAGUAGUAUAGUACUAGUGGUAGUAAGAGUAGUUUAGUACUAGUGGUAGUUGUAAUAGUAGUAUAGUACUAGUAUAGUAGUAGGUGGUGGUGGUGGCAUCAGGUGUCUUUACGGAUCCAAAAAUGAUAUUGGCAAUUUCGUCAGACAUUUUCUCUUAUAAACGAUGAGAUUUAUCUGUUAUAUUUUAUUUACAUGAAUGAAUUAUGCUUAGUACUACUACUUUUUUGUCUUGGGUUAUAGGUAGGGGGAAGGCCUUAUUUACGAAUAUUUAUGGUACCAUUAUUGAACUUUACAUUUUUAUUAAACGUUCCAUCGGGAGAGAGAGAGAGAGAGAGAGAGAGAGAGAGAGAGAGAGAGAGAGAGAGAGAGAGAGAGAGAGAGCUUUCCGGACAUGAUCGUAAGCUAAGCUGGUUCGACUGGUUUUGCACGACGAGAGAGAGAGAGACUCGUCGAUCAGUUGCAUAAAAUAGCUUAAAAUUUAUCUACAUACAAAACAUGCUUUGAAUUUCAACAAUAACAUUUAUUCAGCGUAAAAUCUCUUCCACUUGACCGAGCGUUAACAUAAUGUAAUAUGAGUACAUGCAUAUAUAUGGCGUAAUAUCUCGUUAUCCAUGAACUAACGUAUUUUAAUCCAUAGCUUAUUCUGUGUAGCCAAUGUUGCUGGUGUGAUAUGAAUAGCAUUCACAUGUAUACAAAAUGUCUCUGUUCAUGAGCUAUGAAGAAAACGAUAUUGGAAUGCAGUAAGAAAUAUAUGAGUAUAUUCAUAAAUAAAUGGAUAAAUUUAUGUAUAAAUAACUUGAAAACAUAAAAAAAAAAUUUAUAUACAGAAUUUUCUAACGCUAAAUGAACUGUAAAAUUUAUUAUAUAUUUGUGUUUGGUGUGGGUAUUCUUAUGAUAUAAUGGACUAAAAAUAUCCUUAAUUUAGAAGUAACUACAAAGCCUCUGCUGUAAACGGUGAUAAAUAUCAUUGCGAAAUUAGAUUUGUCGAUCG
Molecule: messenger RNA, 6255 nt
Organism: Macrobrachium nipponense
Lineage: Eukaryota; Metazoa; Arthropoda; Malacostraca; Decapoda; Palaemonidae
Product: transient receptor potential cation channel subfamily M member 7-like
Exons: 26
Coding region: 802-3969 (1055 amino acids)
Biological process (GO): calcium ion transmembrane transport
Cellular component (GO): plasma membrane
Molecular function (GO): ligand-gated calcium channel activity
Source: RefSeq, a predicted model, not a curated record